Molecule: messenger RNA, 1779 nt
Organism: Phlebotomus argentipes
Lineage: Eukaryota; Metazoa; Arthropoda; Insecta; Diptera; Psychodidae
Product: probable cytochrome P450 6a21
Exons: 2
Coding region: 75-1583 (502 amino acids)
Molecular function (GO): heme binding; iron ion binding; monooxygenase activity
Source: RefSeq, a predicted model, not a curated record
GAAAUUUGUCAUAUCUAAACAGUGCUUGUGUUCAAAAAGGUGUCGUAAAGUGAUUUCAAAACUAAUAAUCCAAGAUGGAUUGGAAUUUAGUUCUCGUGACUGUGGUCACAUUGCUGGUGGCAGGAUAUUUAUACGUGAAGAAGAAGUUCCAAUACUGGGACGAAAGAGGAGUUCCAUUCGUCAAACCCGAAUUUCCGUUCGGCACUCUCAAAGGAAUGGGGAAAACUAGGCAUACAACUGAAAUUUUCACAGAAGCGUACAAACAAGUGAAGGGAAAAGGCCCAUUCGCCGGAAUUUUUUUCUUCACUAAACCCGUCAUGUUUCCGACAGAUUUGGAUCUACUGAAGAAUAUAUUCGUGAAAGAUUUUCAAUACUUCCAAGACCGUGGAGCAUAUGUUAACGAGAAAGAUGAUCCCUUAUCUGGACAUUUGUUUUCACUGUCUGGACAGCGUUGGAGAAAUUUGAGGAACAAACUCAGCCCAACAUUCACUUCCGGAAAGAUGAAGAUGAUGCACAGCACAAUUAUCGCCGUUGCCAAGGAAUUCCAAAAUUAUCUAGAGCCGAUUGCUCAGAAGAACCAGGAACUCGAGAUUAAGGAUGUUUUGUCACGAUUCACGACUGACGUUAUUGGAAAUUGUGCUUUUGGAAUUGAGUGCAGCAGCCUGAAAGAACCCGAUACGGAAUUCAGACGAAUUGGAAAAAAAGUGUUCGAUAUAACUCCAUUUGAGUUUAUUCGAUUCUUCUUUAUACUAAUGUUCCAAGAUUUAGGAAGAGCACUUAAGAUGAAAAUAACUAAGCCAGAAGUUUCAGAAUUCUUCAUGAGACUCCUCAAGGAAACCACCGAAUACCGGGAACAAAACAAAAUCAAACGAAAUGAUUUCCUGGAUCUCCUACUGCAAAUCAAGAAUACCGGAAAGCUCGAGGGCGAUGAUAUUGAUCUAGGAAAGAUGACUUUCGAAGAACUCGCGGCUCAAAUAUUCUUGUUCUUCAUUGCUGGAUAUGAAACCUCAUCAUCCACGAUGACUUUCGCUCUGUACGAACUUGCCCAACAUCAGGAUAUUCAGGACAAGGCUAGAGAAGAAGUUCACAGGGUGCUCGAAAAGCAUAACGGAGAAUAUUCGUACGAAGCUUGCAUGGAAAUGAAAUAUCUCGAUCAAGUCAUUAACGAAACGCUCAGAAAGCAUCCAAUUGUGGAUAACCUCUUCAGAAUUUGCGGUCAGGAUUAUGCUGUUCCCGGAACAAAACAUGUCAUUGAGAAAGGAACUCCCGUAAUUAUUCCCGUCUAUGGCAUUCAUCGUGAUCCCGAAAUCUACCCAGAUCCAGAGAAAUUCGAUCCCGAUCGAUUCACGGAUGAAAAUAUUAAGAGUCGCCAUCCUUAUGCUUGGCUUCCGUUCGGCGAAGGACCCAGGAUUUGCGUUGGAAUGAGAUUCGGAAUGAUGCAGACUCGAGUUGGAUUGGCAAAUCUACUUCAGAAGUAUCGCGUUAAGACUUGUUCAAGGACAUCAAUUCCUCUUGUGCUGGAUCCAACUUAUACUGUGAUGUCUCCCAAAGAAGGAAUGUGGUUGAAAUUAGAUGCAAUAUGAUGCAAUUAGCAAACGCCAUUCGUCAUGACUAACCAAGCGAUAUUCCUGGAAUUAUCACUCGUGUGAAAAGUACAAUGAAAUAUUUGUAGUUAUCUACUGUGUCCAGAAAUAAUGUUAUCUGGGAAUGAUUGUGCUUAUUUUCAAUGCGUUUCUUAAGCGAAAAUAAAUAGUCAGAAGCCCAACUGAAUCUUAUCAG